Messenger RNA from Chelonoidis abingdonii (Abingdon island giant tortoise), 838 nucleotides. The record is from RefSeq and is a predicted model, not a curated record. Lineage: Eukaryota; Metazoa; Chordata; Testudines; Testudinidae.
UCAAACCAACGUGCAGAAGUUCAUCCUCCUGGGCUUUCCCGGCACUUGGUAUUUCCAGGUGGCCCUUGCUGUGCUGUUUUCUGUGAUGUACGUCUUAACGAUCCUAGGGAACAUGUCCAUCAUAGCCGUAGUGAGGACCCACUCACGCCUUCACACCCCCAUGUACUUCUUCCUCUGCAAUCUCUCCUUCCUUGAGAUCUGGGGCACCAUAGCAUGUGUUCCCAAGGCCAUUGGCGUCAUGCUGGGCACAAGUCAAACAAUCUCUUUCACUGUCUGCCUCUUACAAUUGUUUUUUCUCCUCUCCAUGGGUGCCACAGAAUGUUUCCUCCUGGCCGUAAUGGCCUAUGACAGCUAUCUGGCCAUAUGCCAUCCAUUGCACUACAGCUUCCGCAUGAACAGCACCUUCUGUGCUCAGCUAGCACUCCUCUCUUGGCUGUGUGGGUUCCUGGAUGUCUCUGUGCUGGCAGCUCUAAUAUCCAGGUUGUCUUUCUGUGGCCAUAAUGUCAUCAAUCAUUUCAUUUGUGACAUAGAUUCAUGGAUUGCGCUUUCCUGUGCCAAGACGCACCUCAUUGAGCUGGCAACUUUCAUCGACUCAUUCAUUGUUGUCAUAGUCUCAUGCACAAUAACCUUGGUAUCCUACAUUUUCAUUAUCUCCACCAUCUUGAGAAUCCCUUCAGCCCAAGGCCGGAAAAAGGCCUUUUCCACUUGCUCGGCCCACCUCACUGUUGUGACUAUCUGGUACGGCUCUGGUAUUUUUCUGUAUGUCAAGCCUUCUGCACAGAAAUCGUUGGAUUUGAAUAAAGCUAUCAACAUCUUUAACACUAUGGUCACUCCCUAA